Messenger RNA from Recurvomyces mirabilis, 1155 nucleotides. It is a transcript of the gene IDH1, whose product is annotated as isocitrate dehydrogenase (NAD(+)) idh1. The coding region runs from base 1 to 1155 and encodes 384 amino acids. Lineage: Eukaryota; Fungi; Ascomycota; Dothideomycetes; Mycosphaerellales; Teratosphaeriaceae. The transcript is spliced from 4 exons. The record is from RefSeq and is a predicted model, not a curated record. Gene Ontology annotation, molecular function: NAD binding; isocitrate dehydrogenase (NAD+) activity; magnesium ion binding. Gene Ontology annotation, biological process: tricarboxylic acid cycle; isocitrate metabolic process. Gene Ontology annotation, cellular component: mitochondrion.
AUGUUCGCCAAAAGCUCCCAGCGGACGGCUUCGGCCCUGUUGCGAAGCACACGAACACAAUGCACCUCGAAUCCUUCUAUAGCCGCACGAUCAUACGCGACGGUCAACACCGACAUCUUCAAGCCCACCAAGUUCGGAGGCAAAUAUACUGUCACCCUCAUCCCAGGUGACGGUAUCGGUGCCGAGGUCUCGGAAUCCGUCAAGACCAUCUUCAAGGCCGACAACGUACCCGUAGAAUGGGAACAGAUCGAUGUCUCCGGCAUGCAAACCGGCGACAAGCACACCGAAGAGCUCUUCCGCGAAUCCGUCUCCUCCCUCCGAAGAAACAAGCUCGGGCUCAAGGGCAUCCUCCAUACCCCCGUCGACCGCUCCGGUCACGCCUCCUUCAACGUCGCCCUCCGCCAGGAACUCGACAUCUACGCCUCCAUCGUCCUGAUCAAGAACAUCCCUGGUUACGAAACCCGACACAAGAACGUUGACCUCUGCAUUAUCCGUGAGAACACCGAGGGCGAGUACUCCGGCCUCGAGCACCAGUCCGUAAGCGGCGUUGUCGAGUCCCUCAAGAUCAUCACCCGCGCAAAGUCAGAACGCAUCGCCAAAUUCGCCUUCUCCUUCGCUCUGGCCAAUAACCGACGCAAGGUGACUUGCAUCCACAAGGCCAACAUCAUGAAGCUUGCCGAUGGUCUCUUCCGCAACACGGUCAAGAAGGUGGGAGAGGAGUACCCCACCAUUGAAACAAACGACAUGAUCGUCGACAACGCCUCAAUGCAAUGUGUCUCCCGCCCUCAACAAUUCGACGUGAUGGUCAUGCCCAACCUUUACGGCGGUAUCCUUUCAAACAUUGGCGCUGGUUUGGUCGGUGGACCAGGUAUCGUGCCAGGCUGCAACAUGGGCCGCGAAGUCGCCGUCUUCGAGCCCGGAUGCCGUCACGUUGGUCUCGACAUCAAGGGCAAGGAUCAAGCUAACCCUACUGCCUUGAUUCUGUCCGGAAGCAUGAUGCUCAGGCAUCUGGGGUUGGAUGACCAUGCGAAUAGGAUUAGCAAGGCUGUCUACGAUGUUAUCUCCGAGGGCAAGUCGAGGACGAGGGAUAUGGGUGGGAAUGCUACGACGCAUGAGUUCACGCGUGCGAUUCUGGAUAAGAUGGAGACUGCAUAG